Molecule: messenger RNA, 2130 nt
Organism: Monoraphidium neglectum
Lineage: Eukaryota; Viridiplantae; Chlorophyta; Chlorophyceae; Sphaeropleales; Selenastraceae
Exons: 9
Coding region: 1-2130 (709 amino acids)
Biological process (GO): long-chain fatty-acyl-CoA metabolic process
Cellular component (GO): intracellular membrane-bounded organelle
Molecular function (GO): alcohol-forming very long-chain fatty acyl-CoA reductase (NADP+) activity
Source: RefSeq, a predicted model, not a curated record
AUGGACGGAAAUCCGUCAGUAAUCGUGUCAUUGGGGCAGGAGAUGGCUUUCGACGCGGCGGGGCCCGGUGGGGCCCCUGCCAGCCCGCCCGCAUCGGACGGCAGCAGCGCCGCGUCGGCAUUUGGCGGCGGGCUCUUCAGCAUCAAGGGCCACUUCGACGGCGCGUGCAGCGUGUUCCUGACCGGCGCCACGGGCUACAUCGGCUCGCUGGUCCUGGAGAAGCUCCUGCGCAGCACGAGCGUCGGGCGCGUGUACGUCCUCGUGCGGGCCCGCCGCGGCGCAGACCCGGCCGACCGCGUCGCGCGGCUGCUGCGCGGGCCGCUGUUCCACCUGAUCAGCGAGCAGCAGGCCGCGCGCGUGACGGCGGUGGCGGGCGACAUAAUGCAGCCGGGGCUGGGGCUGGGGGCGGAGGACCAGGCUAUGCUGGAGGAGGAGGUGGACACAGUCCUGCACUCGGCAGCGGACAUCCGUCUGGAGGCGCCCAUACAGGAUACCCUCACAGCCAACUAUCGCGGCACCCUGUCCAUCGUGCGGCUGGCGGCGCGCAUGCGGCGGCUGCGGUCGUUUGUCUACAUAUCGACCUGCUACUCCAACAUGAACCGCCCCCGCGGCUCGCUGGUCGAGGAGAGGCUGUACCCCUUGAUGCUGGACGGCCGCGAAUUCGAUACGAGCUCCCUGGCGGAGGAGCUGCUGGCGCUGCCGGCAGCGGAGGCCAACGAGCGCGCGGCGGGGUACAUCAGCCUGUGGGGCUUCCGCAAUACGUACGCCUUUGGGAAGCACCUGGCUGAGAAGGCGGUGGCGGCGCUGCAGCGGGAGCUGGACCUGCCGGUGGCCAUUGUGCGGCCGUCGCUGGUCAGCGCCAUCUCGGCGGAGCCCUAUCCCGGCUACUCAGGUAACUAUGCGGGGCCCGUGGGCAUGGCGGCCGCCUACUUUACCGGUUUCCACGACGACCAGCCAGAGGCGGUCGCCUCGGACGCGUCAGCGAUCUGGGACAUCGUGCCCGGCGAUGUGUGCGUCCAGGCCAUCAUCGCAGCGGCCGCCGCCGUCGCCAGCGCCGCCGCGCGCGCCCACAUCUGCGCGCCGCGCGAGGAGUGCGUCGGGCGCGCGCCGCAGCCGCCGCCGCUGAUGGUGAUCCAGAUCGCCACGAGCACCACCUACCCCGUGACCACCGCAAAGCUCUUCAACGACACGGUGAUCUUCUGCGCGGCGUUCCGGCGGCCGUUCACGCUGGCGCUCGGCCGCGCGCGCGGCAUGCACCCGGCGCAGCUGUACAGCGACGAGGCAUGCCUCAAAAUAAAGCGGGUGGCGGCGUCCAGGGUGCGGCCGCUGGUGUGGAUGCUCAGGAAAAUGGGUGGCAAGAGCGGCAAGAAGAUGGCGUCGCUGCUGUCUGUUGGCAUGCGCACGUUUGAGACAAUCAACACUAAGAAGUACGACCUGGACAUGUUCUUCGACGCAGCCAACCUGCUGCGGCUCGAGGCGGCGCUGGCCCCAGAGGAGCACUCGGAGUUCCAGAUCACGUGGCGCGCCCCGCCCCACGAGCGCUUCAUGCCCGCCACCGCCGCCGCCGGCGCCGACGGCGGCCGCGCCGCCGCCGCCAUCAUCGCCAACGGCGGCGCCCCCGCGCCGGGCGAGGGCCCCGCGCGCGCGCCGCCUUCGCCGGGCGCGCCGGCGGUGCGCUCUGACAGCUCAGCGGCCUCGUCCUCUGCGGCGUGCCCGCGGUGGGACAGCGACGGCGCGAGCGACGACGAGGCGGCGCACAGCGGCAGCAACAGCGGCGGUGGCGGCGGCGGCGGCGCGCUGGCCAAGGCGCUGGGCAAGCUGGCCCUGGCCGAUGGCGCGAGCGACGCCGCGUCGGGCGCGGGCAGCAAGGCGAGCAGCUCGGCCAUCGCGGCGCGGCACGGCGGCGCGGACGGCGCGGGCGCGGCGCGCGAGUGCGACUGGACCACGUUUGACUACAACGCGUUUGCCUACCUCUACAAGUCCCUGUUUGGGCGGCAGCUGCCUUGCCAGUCCAAGAUCGGCCGCCGGAAGCUGCACAAGCUGAUGCCGUUCUUCACGCCAGAGGAGGUCGAGGCGUCGCGCCGCGUGCGCCACACCUUCUCCAUCAUACGCGCGGGCGGCAGCAGCUGA